CUCGGAAGUUGAACUGUGUUCCUGUUGGAGCUUUCAGAAAGCAGAAAUGCAGUAAGCCCUGGAUGAUGAAACCUGUUGGAUUUCUAGUGGAAGCAGCUGGAGCCUUUGGCUUGUUAACGAGCAAUGAUUCAAGUCUUGCAGAUUGUAAAGGAGCUGGUGAUACCAUCAAGGCCAAAAGCAGCUACAGUAAAGGAAGAUUCAGAUCAGGAUGUGGCUCUCAAACUUGCUCAGGAACGUGCUGAGAUAGUUGCUAAAUAUGACAGAGGACGAGAAGGUGCAGAGAUUGAGCCCUGGGAAGAUGCUGAUUACCUGGUUUACAAAGUCACGGAUAGAUUUGGCUUUUUACAUGAGGAAGAGCUUCCAUAUCCUAACGCCGCUGUGGAACGGCAAAAGCACUUGGAAAUUGAGAGAACUACCAAAUGGCUGAAAAUGUUGAAAGGAUGGGAAAAAUACAAGAACACUGAAAAGUUUCAUCGACGAAUUUACAAAGGAAUCCCACUCCAGCUUCGUGGUGAAGUCUGGGCUCUCCUUCUUGAGAUCCCCAAGAUGAAAGAAGAAACCAGAGACCUUUAUAGUAAAUUAAAACACAGAGCACGAGGUUGUUCACCUGAUAUCAGACAAAUAGACCUUGAUGUCAACCGCACAUUUAGGGACCAUAUUAUGUUUAGAGACAGAUAUGGUGUUAAGCAACAAUCCUUAUUCCAUGUUCUUGCUGCAUAUUCUAUUUAUAAUACGGAAGUCGGGUACUGCCAGGGGAUGAGUCAGAUCACAGCACUGCUCCUCAUGUACAUGAAUGAGGAAGACGCCUUCUGGGCCCUGGUCAAACUCUUCUCAGGACCCAAACAUGCCAUGCAUGGCUUUUUUGUUCAAGGUUUUCCUAAACUCUUGAGGUUUCAAGAACAUCAUGAAAAAAUAUUGAAUAAAUUUCUAUCCAAACUGAAGCACCAUUUGGAUUCUCAAGAAAUUUACACAAGUUUUUAUACAAUGAAAUGGUUUUUUCAGUGUUUUCUUGAUCGGACUCCCUUUACCCUGAACCUUAGAAUAUGGGAUAUCUACAUCUUUGAAGGAGAGCGAGUUCUUACUGCCAUGUCCUACACCAUCUUGAAAUUACACAAAAAACAUCUAAUGAGGUUGUCUAUGGAAGAACUUGUGGAAUUUCUUCAGGAGACUCUAGCAAAGGAUUUUUUCUUUGAAGAUGAUUUUGUAAUAGAACAACUUCAGGUUUCUAUGGCAGAACUAAAGCGGGCAAAAUUAGAUCUCCCAGAACCUGGUAAGGAAGAUGAAUAUCCAAAGAAACCUUUGGGGCAACUUCCCCCUGAACUUCAUUCUGGUGGUGUUACUCACAUGAGCAAUGGACAAAGAAGUGUUGGCAGGCCCAGCCCUCAGAUAAGCAACAGAAGAGAAUGUGGGUCACCACCUCAUAAAAACCAUGAGCACUCACCUCACCAUCAGAGCAGACUGGGUACUCCAGAAAGAGUCAAGCAGCUAAGACGGAAGUCAGAGGAUGAGGAUAGUAAAAACCUGAAAGAUGAGGCAGAUCUUCAGAGGAAACCAUCAUCAGGCCCACAGGACAGUUCCAGGCAGUAUAACCAUGCAUCUGCUAACCAAAAUAGCAAUGCAACUUCAAACGUCAGGGGGGGAUUUAUGCCCAGGUGGAAUAAACCGUCAGAUACUUCAGCCACUGACAGAGCUGCCAAGUAUGUCACUGAAAGCAAAAGUCGAUCUGUGCACCCCACUCUUACAGUCACCACCCCAAGUUCUGGUGAUUCCCGAAUGUCGAACUCAAGGCAGAAGAUGAAGGCUUUUGAUGCCAGUGAUGGAAAGCGGGGCUCCAAUGCAUCACAGUACGAUAAUGUGCCUGGCAGUGAAAAUGAAAAUGGAGCCCCAGUGGAGGAGGCUCUAGAAAGGGCUUACUCUCACAGUCCAAGGAGCAUCAUUUACCCUAACAGCCCAAGAAAGCAUGCUGAGCCAAGUUCUAGUCCGGCAAAAGUACCAAACAGGUUUACCUUUAAAGUUCAGUCUCCUAGCUAUGCAAGGUACUCAUCUCAGUUAGAAGGGGAAGAUCGUGGGGCCGCAUAUCCACCCUCCUACAGUAAUCCCCCUUUUUACCAUGGGAAUUCUCCUAAACACAUCCCCACUACCCACACCAGCCUUGGGUCUCCACAGGUCAGCCCUGGGGCUCAAAUGAAUCCUUCCAGGAGACCUCAUGCUUCUACUCUUUCAAUUAAUAUUUCCCCAGAGAGAUCUUACAGCCGCCCAACUCCUAUUGUUCUACCAUCUAGUCGGAUAGAAGUCCUCCCUGUCGAUACUGGUGCUGGGGGCUACGUGGGCAAUUCAGGGUCACCAGAAAAUGGAAAAUUCAUCAUUCCUCCAGUGGAUUAUUUGCCAGAUAAUAGAAAAUGGCCAGAAGUUAGUUAUACUUAUAGACAUGAGACACAUGGACAAUCAUGGACUCAAGAUGCUCACGGUAGUCACUUAAGCAGUUUUCCUAAAUAUACAGCCUUUUCACAUACACCUUACCAGGAUCAUACCCUCCCAGCAGUUUCCGUAGAUAGUCCAGUGCGGUGUAAAACUUCACCAGCCAUAGAAGAUGCUGGUCCAGCUGGCUAUCAAUAUGCAAGACCUUCACCUCCAGCAUAUCACUAUAGAAAUCAGGAGGGACUUUCUAUUCAAGAGUCAGUAUUGCUGUGAGAGUUCACUCACUGAAGACAAGAGAAUAGAAACCAUAGGAAGCCUAUGCUGCUGUGUUUAUAAUUGCCAAAGCAGUAUUUCAUACUCCUGUAAAAGCUCGCACAGUUCUCAUGUACAUUAGUAGUGAGGGCGUGGGGAUGUUUCCAUCCCAUGAAGAUAGAUGCUGCUUAAGACGAGCAUUUUAAAUUUCUCACCCCGAACCUCUGAGGAGAACCUAACCUGGAAGCAUAGCAGUAGCAUUUAGGGAUGCCCGCACACUAGUGGUUCUCGGCUCGCGUUCAUUUAGAUCUUUCUCCCCAGUCUGACACUGUGCUGUGCUGGCCCAUUCCAUUUUGACUAAUGUUACACAGCACUGAAGCGCUGUAGAAGAGAGUUCUAAAGGGUACAUGUAGUGUGUCUUUUAACAGUGCAGAUAUCUGUGUACACAGAUUCAAACACAGCUGAAAAAAGCAUUUUUAAAAACUAAUUUUACUCUAGAUUCAUAAUAUAUAACAUUCAUUUUUUUUUCUUAACUUGUCUUUUAGCUUUUUACCACUUCAUGUUUUUAACUGAAGUCGUAAACUGAAACUAAGUUUGCCCUAGUUUUUUCAAUCCAGCAUCUCACAAAAUGUCUGUCAUUCUUCAACUGCUGCCUUUUUACUUCCAUCUGAAAAUUAAAGACAUCGGAGAGGAAGGCUAUCUACAUAAUGGUGCUUAAAACUGGGGCAGUGACCCUAUGCUUGUGGCCAGAGGUGCAGGCCUCAGUUCCUCCUCCUCCAGACCAGGCUUUACCUGGCUGCCCUUCCCUCUGGUCUGGCGUUCUGCUCAGCAUCUGCUGUCCUGCAGGAUGCACAGGGCGCAGCUGCAAGAGAAAUUACGGCGCACUGCUCACGGCCCCACGAGUCAUGCAGGGCUCAGGCCGGGGAGGAAAUGCCCUGAGGUUCGCGUGAAAGCAGGGUUAAAUGAGGCUCCUUCUCACUUGGCAUCUCACAUUAUAGAGGUCUCCUGGAGGGCCCAGAGAGACUGCUUACCUAGUCUUUUUCUGACAUUUUCUUAUGAGAAUAUAAUCAAUGGAUAUUGCUAUAUUUAGUGGGCCAAUACAUUAUCCAUAUUAAAAUUGUGAAAAAAAAAUCCUGUUUCUUAACAGGCAUCUAGGAUUUGACCUUUUUUAAGAAAAAUGUAAUAUUUCAUAGUUAAUUUUUUUUCUUUUUUAGUAAACAAAAAUUCAGUUUCAUGAUAAAAAAUAGAAUCAGUGAUAUCUUUAAAAAUAUCCUACUACACUACAGUUACCAAAACAGUGACAAAGUUUAUGGUUCUUCCUAUUCCAGGUUUGGGCUUUAAGAUUUUGAGGUACAAAAAUAUGUCUUAAAAUGAAAGUAACAUUUGUUUAGCUAGUGAAUGUGACAAUAUUUUUAUGUACAUAAUGAGUCUAAUGUAAUUUUAAUCAACAUGGUAAUGACGUUAUUAAGUGGCAAGACAAAUGCAGUGUAUCAAAGCUGAACACUACACGGGGACUCUCAGCCCCUGAAUGACUGAGCUCUGGAUUCAGACAUGUGCAAGCUGAGAAAUAAAUGUAUGUAGACAUGUAGCUGAAGACAUUAAUUCCAAUGUUUAAAAUACGAUUCUGUGACUUGUAAUAAGCCAGGCUGUACAAUUUAGUCUUGACAGCAGCACCUGGGCUGCUGCAGCCAUCGCGUCAGAAGUAAUGAGUGCUGUAGACUGUCUGUGUAUAUACGCCCACACUGUGUAACACACGCUAUUUUCCUAUGUCACCAUGACUUCUGUCUGUACACUUUUUUGCUGUGAUUGUCCUAACACGCUGACGGUGAUAGUUUA
This is a messenger RNA of Jaculus jaculus (lesser Egyptian jerboa), 4506 nucleotides long. RefSeq names its product USP6 N-terminal like (gene Usp6nl). The coding region runs from base 124 to 2691 and encodes 855 amino acids. The record is from RefSeq and is a predicted model, not a curated record. NCBI's taxonomy places the organism in Eukaryota, Metazoa, Chordata, Mammalia, Rodentia, Dipodidae. The transcript has 14 exons.